Messenger RNA from Passer montanus (Eurasian tree sparrow), 2185 nucleotides. RefSeq names its product protein kinase AMP-activated non-catalytic subunit beta 2 (gene PRKAB2). The transcript is spliced from 8 exons. NCBI's taxonomy places the organism in Eukaryota, Metazoa, Chordata, Aves, Passeriformes, Passeridae. Gene Ontology annotation, molecular function: protein kinase binding. Gene Ontology annotation, cellular component: cytoplasm; nucleus; nucleotide-activated protein kinase complex. Gene Ontology annotation, biological process: signal transduction. The record is from RefSeq and is a predicted model, not a curated record. The coding region runs from base 554 to 1378 and encodes 274 amino acids.
UUUAUCCUAAAAGGUGUGUAGUUGUUCAUGGCUUGGUCAGUUCUCCUGUGUUGCUUUCUCUGAGCUGGGUGAGAUUGGGGAUGGGGCCUGUCUCCAGCUGCAGAGGGACACUGAGGUGGCCAGGGCUGCCCUUCCCUCACCGUGUCCCUCCAGACAGCAGGACAGGUGCUGGCUAGGUCACAACAAAUGGUCCUCCUCGCUGUGCUGUGCUGCAGCUGACACGGUGACUUGGCUGGUGAAUCAUAAGUGAAUGCUGCUGAGAGCUGAGCUUUUUGCAGACACCACAGCAUUAGCCCUGCUCCUUGGACAAGCUCCAGCUUGGGCGAUUCCAUUCGGACACUUUAAAUGCUCCCUGUCGCCUUUGCAGGCACAAGGCUCUGCUCUUCUGCCUGUGAGCCCUUGGAGACUUGUUGGGGACUGUAAAACAGCUGCUACUUUCAGUCCCUGGCUGUUUUCUUGCUGGGCUGUCUGUAGAGCCUGACUGCAGGACUGUGAAAGAGGCUCUGUUAACGCCAGGCAGUUCACUUGCCGAUAAAGGGGCUGCUGAGCUGCCAUGGGGAACACCACCAGCGAGCGGGUGUCUGGGGAGCGCCAUGGCUCCAAGGCCCAGCGCUCCGACGGCUCCGGGGCCUCCCACCCCGCCAAGGAGCACCCACACAAGAUCAUGGUGGGCAGCACCGACGACCCCAGCGUUUUCAGCUCCCAUGACUCCAAGAUUUCUGGGGACAAGGAGUUUGUGUCAUGGCAGCCAGAUCUGGAGGAGUCAGUGAAACCAUCCCAACAGGCUCGUCCAACUGUCAUACGCUGGGCUGAUGGAGGCAAGGAGGUCUUCAUCUCCGGAUCCUUCAACAACUGGAGCACCAAGAUCCCACUCAUCAAGAGCCACAAUGAUUUCGUUGCUAUCCUGGACCUUCCAGAAGGAGAGCACCAGUACAAAUUUUUUGUGGAUGGCCAGUGGGUCCAUGAUCCUUCUGAGCCUGUGGUUACCAGCCAGAUGGGGACAAUAAACAACCUCAUCCAUGUCAAGAAGUCUGACUUCGAGGUGUUUGACGCGUUGAAGGUGGAUUCCCUGGAAAGCUCAGAAACCUCAGGUCGGGAUUUGUCCAGCUCCCCACCGGGACCUUAUGGCCAGGAGAUGUACGUGUACCGGCCCGAGGAGCGCUUCAAAUCCCCACCCAUCCUCCCGCCUCACCUCCUGCAGGUCAUCCUCAACAAGGACACCAACAUCUCGUGUGACCCAGCGCUGCUGCCCGAGCCCAACCACGUCAUGCUCAACCACCUCUACGCGCUCUCCAUCAAGGAUGGCGUGAUGGUGCUCAGUGCCACGCACCGCUACAAGAAGAAGUACGUCACCACACUGCUGUACAAGCCCAUCUGAGCUGGGGCCUCACGCGCUCCCCACGCAGGACACCAAAUGCCGCUUGUCUGCACACACUGGGCCACGGGACUGUGUGACAACUGGCCACUGGCUCCAGCCUCCAGCCUGGCAGGGACACGGGCCCUGGCAACAAGCUCAGGGCCACUGGGGCCUGUGACGCUGUCCCAUCCUACCGGUGUGGUUCAGCCCUUGGUUUCCACCCACCUGCAGCUUCCCUUGGCUUCUGUGAGUCUCUGGGACCACUUUGCUGCUCACCAGAACAGCCCUUCCUCACGCCCAACACAAAAAGGGCUUCACCCUGCCUGUCUCCUCCAGCCUGUGAGGGCCUCAAGGUGGUCCUGGCACUGCACCCAGUCCAGGCUCCAGGCACACAUCCUGUUCUUCUGAAGCUUGUGCUGCUGCCCUGGUGCUGAAUCUCCAAGGGCACCUUGUCUGCUAGGGGCUCUGUGACACUCCAGCCUGACACCUGCCCCCUGUUCCACAGCCCUGGCUGUGGGGCUGCCACCCCAGCUUUUUUGAACCUCUGCGAGGUUCAGCGUCGAUCCAGCAUGAUGGACAGUACAUCUGGACACAGCCACUCUUACCUGCUGCUGUGAGAGCACCAUCGAGGACUGCAACGCCCUGUCCCCAACAUCAGCUGCUGCUGUGGGACAGGGCUGACUUUGUCACAGCCAGAGGGGCAGUGGCACAUGCCCUGGAAAAGCAGAGCCGGGCAGGCACUCCAGGACCCCGGCUGCGCCGCCUGCUGCCGCAGCAGUGCCAUGGGACAGGGGGUUCUCUAUUUAUUACAGUAUUUAUUGUUCUCGG